Moesziomyces antarcticus is the source of this 2433-nucleotide messenger RNA. RefSeq lists its product as uncharacterized. The transcript is spliced from 2 exons. Bases 1 to 2433 code for a protein of 810 amino acids. The record is from RefSeq and is a predicted model, not a curated record. Lineage: Eukaryota; Fungi; Basidiomycota; Ustilaginomycetes; Ustilaginales; Ustilaginaceae.
AUGCGCGCUCAGAUUCGCAAGGAGCGCGAGCAACAGCGCCACGUCGGCGCCGGCCCCAACCCCGCCACCACCCACGCUGGCAGAGACGUCGACCAACACGCUCGCAAGUCGAGCUCGGCCUCGGCCAAUACCUCCGUCCAGCUGUCCGCCAGCAUUUCGGAUCAAAAGAUCACUCAGUACUCCAGCGAUCCUACCACCGACGACCAAGCCGCCGAAAGGAAGUCCUACCUCCGUGUCAUGGCCCCUUCGAGCUUCGCCAUGAGCUCCGACAACAUCUCCAACAUGUCGAACGCCUCGAGCCAGAUCUCGUCCUCCUCCUCUCAAGGUGUCGUAAGGAAGCGCAGCCAGACUUUGUCCACACAGCAGCAGCAGUCGCAGCAGCAGCCACAGCAGCCCGUCCAAACGCAGCCUCAUGUCCAGUCCCAUCAGCCACAAUCCCAAAUGCACCAGCUCCAGCACCAAUUCCAGCAUCAGCUCCAGCUUCAGCAUCAGCAGCCACUUCGCCACGACACACGCUACACCUUCCAAGAAGAUCUCCUGCCUCGCAUCAGUUCGCCACUCCUCGAGGAAGAGCAACAGAUCGGUAUCGACGCCCUGCAGGACGCCUUCCAGGCCAAGUACUACGAGCUUGCCGCCAAGUGCAAGGGUUGGGAGAAGUACUCGGCGAAGCUCAAGGCUCACCUCGGCGCUCUCGAGGCCGAGAACCGGCUCAUCAAGGAGCAAAACUCUCAACUCGAGGCCGAAAAUGCCGAACUCCGUGCUGUGGUGCUUCAAGAAGCAAAGACGAGGACCAGGCUUGAGGGGCGUAUGAACACGCUCGAGGACUGUCUCUCCCAGCGAAGCUUGUCCGGCGGAAAUCUCAACGCCCAGUAUCGCGCCGUCGACGUCGUCGACUACGAUCAUCUCUCGGUGCCAUCGGCGCCUUCCUCGGCAGAGAGGAACACCGAGGCCGCACCGGCGCCUCGUCACACGCCCUACUGCUCCUCCAACCUCCAGUUCGAGGACCGCUCCGAGCUUCGUCCAUCCGCCUCCACCCACCCCAAUGCCUUCUCCAUGGUUCAGACAGUCACAACGACGCAGCAUCUGGAGCCCGAUCUCGGCGCGCAGAUUGCCGCAUCCAACCGCGACUUCUCGCUCGAGGCCGCGAGGAGCAGCAUGGACACCACUCGUUCCAUCGCUGGUUCGCAGAGCCCGAUGCCAGAGCACGUUGCUGGCGCAGGCGCCUUUGACGGGCCUGCCAGAGUCGCUGCAGAGGGUCGAAGCUCUCGACUUGGCACUCGCUCCGACGUGCCCGAGAAGCGCCCCGCGCAUCAGCGAUCCGGCACCGUCGGUGCUUUGGGCAUGGUCGGCCCGCGCGCUGGCACCGUCCUGGGCGACUACCGAGGCACUCACGCCUUGACGUCGCAGGCGCUGGCUCACCAAGAUGCCGCCGAGUCGAUCGCACGUCCUGCGUCGGCUCAGCGUUUCCACGGCACCUACCUCGAAAGCAACAUCGCCACCACGGCCGCGAGCAUCGUGGCCAGCACCGGCGUGACCAAGGCAGCGCUGCAGAGCAAGCGUCGCAGCACCGUCUCGGGCGACCGUGCUUCGAGCCUCAGCCUGGCGCAGAUCGUAAAGGGCGCCCUCACCGCCUCGGGCGUCGUGGCUAGAUCCUCGUCCACCACCUUGAGCCGCCAAUCAAGCCCGAACGACAAGCCCCAGUCCAGCAGCGACUACCUCCAAGAGUGCGUCGAGAAGCGACGCGAGGCCAUGCGGUCCUCGUUCAAUGCGCAGCAAAAGACCAUGACGCCGAUCGGCUGCCAGACGGUGCCCUCGCGGCCCGCGUCUCGUGCCGCCUCUCGCCUCAGCACCCAGUCGGGCACUCGCACGCGCAGCCGGGCUGGAAGCGUGCACGACGCCAUUCCCGUUGCAGUCGAGGACAUCUUCUGCAACCAAAAGACGGUCAAGGCGCACUCGAACGAGACCUCGCCCGAGUUGCUCACCGAGCAGCUCGCUGCGGCCGGCCUGAACGUCCAUGCCGACAUCACCGCCGCUUCGCAGCGACUGAUGGCUGCGACGGAGGGCCAAUCGGUGCGACUGAUGGCACGCGAAGAGCUGAGCACCGCGUCGAGCCCUAGCUCGCUCGUCUCGGCCUCGCCCGCACUCGAGGCGGAAGAGGGCAUCUCGUUUGAGCGCAAGCUGUACAUGCGCUUCCAGCAGGAGCUCAACGGCGAGGAGUUCCAGAAGUUCGAGCGGUGCAUCCAGCGCUACGACUUUUUGGACAUUCCGCUCGAGGGCAGCAAGGGCCUCAUCACGCGCGUCAAGCGGCUCUUGCUCGUCUCGGAUCCCGACCUGCGUUCGAAGCCGGACAAGCUCAAGGUGCGCCAGCAGCUCGCGCGCGACUUUGAGAAGAUGGCCAAGAACUUCAGCCAGGCUCAGAGCACGCAGCCUUGA